AUGCUGCAACGGCUGCAACAGAAACUUUUCCCUUCGCUGAUCUUGUGUAGAUUUUUUGCUUAAUCUUUCGCCAUCGUUUAACAAUUUAAUGGAAAACUGCAAGGAGAAUUAUUAAAAAUGAAACACAAACGAAACAUAUUCAAAUAAGUUUUUCCCGUCGGCAAUUUAAAUUAUGACGGUUAUGACUCAAUUUGCGCGUCUUACAAGUAGGAAAAGUUUAAAAUAGAACUGAGGAAAAAUCUUUAUAGAACUUUUCAUAAAAAUUAAGAAAAAUUCAGAGAAUUCUUUAGAAUAUUUCUGGAAAAUUUUUAAUAUUUCCCCAUGAAUUUUUCAAAGACGGUUAUUCUCAAAAAUUCCCCAAUAGGAUCUCUCAUUAAUUUUCACACAGGAAUAUCACCUUUUAAUUACCCAAGAAAUCCUAAAUGUAAUCCUUAAUGAUAAUCCGGUGGAGCUUAGAGAAAAGGACGGUCGCUCUAAUAGUUGUGAAAAUUUGACCUGGCUGGCUCCUUUGCCAUCAUUAGGACACAAAAUGGCUGACAAAGCUAGCCUAUAAAAGACGGCGCGGAGAAUCCUCAGCAAUUCAUUUCACAUUCAGCUUUCGUGAGAGUAACAUCAAAAAACUAAAAGCCAGUAAAAAUGUCUUUUGAAAACCUUGAGGAGGCCACGAAUAGAAAGGAUUUGAUGAUGGCGUUCCGGAAACUGGAGCAGGAGGGACUUGCUGAAUAUAUACAGAGUCUUGAGAUGCCGUCUCCAACAUAUACUGAUUCAAGUGGAUACGACUCAAGUACCUCACCAGUGCGUCAGGAGAUAGAAGAUGCAAUCGCGAGAGAACUGAAUGCAAGAGCCCAAGAACCAGGAUUUGUACCAGACCCAGCUCCGCACCAAUGCGCUGUAGCGGCUCUAGCCGCUCAACAACACGCUGUAGCCGCUCAACAAUACGCUGCAGCGGCGCCAGUUCACCAGCAGUAUGUGGCGCCACCAGCGCCUCAAGAAAUGGUGGUGCAAGUUAGGGGACCAGCUCAAGCAUAUGAGGCUCCUCAGAAUCGGGCUCCAGCAGCAGGGCCCAUUCGCAACAACAGAGACAGAAGGCGAAUGGUUUUCACGAGAGCGCAGACGGAGGCUCUCGAAGCGCGUUACAGGGAGAAUCCCUACAUUGCGCGUCUCGACCGUAUUCAUUUGGCCAAGAGAAUUGGAGCUCCAGAGGAUAACGUGAAAACGUGGUUUCAAAAUCGCCGCGCCAGAGAGAAGCAGGGGCGUGUCGCACCAAGGAAUGAGCCCACGGAAGAGCUUCCACAGGCGGCUGUAGAGAUGCCGCAGCAGCCACAACACCAACACCAUCAGCUUGAGCAUAACUACGCUCAAAUGCCUCCACAGCAGCAAUAUCAGGAGCCUGUGGUGUAUCAGGAGCCUGUGGUGUAUCAGGAGGAGCCUCCGAUGUAUCAGGAGCCUCCAAUUUAUCAGGAACCUCCGAUUUAUCAGGAGAAUCAGCAAUUCGACAUCCCUGCCCUUAAUCAUCCAGAACCACCCGCAAUGCUGUCGCUAUCACCGGAAUCGUUCGAAGACUUCAAUCCAGACAUCUUCUUUAUGUAAAAUUCUUGUAAAAUGGAUAGAUCUUGUAACGACUUAGCUAUGAUAAAAGUUUGUGAAUAAUUAAUGUGAAUAGAAUCUGAUAAACUGAUAAAUGGAUGUGAAUAAAUGAUUCUCAAAAUGUAAAAA
Lutzomyia longipalpis is the source of this 1716-nucleotide messenger RNA. RefSeq names its product homeobox protein BarH-like 1. NCBI's taxonomy places the organism in Eukaryota, Metazoa, Arthropoda, Insecta, Diptera, Psychodidae. Gene Ontology annotation, molecular function: DNA binding. The record is from RefSeq and is a predicted model, not a curated record. The coding region runs from base 637 to 1590 and encodes 317 amino acids. The transcript is spliced from 2 exons.